This is a messenger RNA of Morus notabilis, 2127 nucleotides long. RefSeq lists its product as uncharacterized. Bases 130 to 1719 code for a protein of 529 amino acids. NCBI's taxonomy places the organism in Eukaryota, Viridiplantae, Streptophyta, Magnoliopsida, Rosales, Moraceae. Gene Ontology annotation, molecular function: RNA nuclease activity. The transcript has 2 exons. Gene Ontology annotation, cellular component: peroxisome. The record is from RefSeq and is a predicted model, not a curated record. Gene Ontology annotation, biological process: regulation of gene expression.
AAACUUUUUAUCGUGAUCUUUUUUUCAGGAUUUUUUUUUUUAUAAUUUAUUUUGCCGGCUUCAGAGAAGAACACCGUCGAUCGAAGGAGAUUUGCUGCUUCUUUGCGAGGAAACUGAUUUUCGACACUGAUGGCUUAUCCAAAUAUAUCAACAUCAAUAAUGCGUUCCAACUCCUCUGAGCAAAGAGAGCAUAUUGCAGAUUCAAGUACAAAUACAGUUACAGUUGAAGCUCCAGUGAACCAGCCAAGCCGAAGCGCCUCUGAUGGUCCUGUUGCUAUACUUUGGGAUAUCGAAAACUGCCCUGUCCCAAGUGAUGUUCGCCCUGAAGAUGUAGGUGGGAAUAUCAGAAUGGCUUUGAGGGUACAUCCUAUCAUCCAAGGAGCUGUUAUGAUGUUUUCUGCAUACGGGGACUUCAAUGCCUUUCCCAGGAGACUCCGAGAAGGUUGCCAGAGAACUGGUGUAAAACUCAUUGACGUUCCAAACGGAAGAAAGGAUGCUGCUGACAAGGCCAUUUUGGUUGACAUGUUUUUGUUUGCCUUGGACAACCCUCCCCCUUCUUCUAUCAUGCUGAUCUCUGGGGAUGUUGAUUUUGCUCCAGCACUUCAUAUACUUGGUCAACGGGGAUAUACUGUGAUUCUUGUUAUCCCUUCCGGGGUAGGGGUUUCAUCUGCUCUCUGCAAUGCUGGUAAAUUUGUAUGGGACUGGCCUAGCGUGGCUCGUGGGGAGGGCUUUGUUCCUCCUGCUAGAGCUUUAAUGCCCCCUCGUGCAGGACCAAGUGACAUUGCUGGGUAUUUCAUGGGUUGUCAUAUCAAUGAAAAUGUUCAAAAUGACGAAGAAGCUAUUGUUUACAGGGGGGUCUCACAAAGCUAUUACAACUCUAGAGAUUUGUCAAUAGUGUCCCACUUACUGUCCGAAUACAACAGUAGUUCUAUGAUGCCUUGUUAUCCUACAACUUCGAGUGCACAAAGUCUACCAUCUGGCAUGCAUGAAGUAUCAGCAGCGCCUCUUACAUCUGUUGAUCAGGGUGACUCGACUUCAUGGGUACAGCCUGGGGAUUUAAAUGGUCUGAAGGGGCAACUUAUAAAGUUACUUGAACUUUCAGGAGGAUGCCUGCCUCUUACCCGAGUUCCUUCUGACUACCAGAGAGCUUUUGGGAGGCCCCUUUACGUAUCAGAAUAUGGUGCAUUUAAGCUUGUAAAUCUUUUCAAGAAGAUGGGUGAUGCAAUAGUUGUGGAGGGUAGAGGGCAAAAGAAAUUUGUCUGCCUUCGAAACUGGAAAACAGGUCCAAGUGCGCCACCUGUGAUUUUACUCAGAAGGGAUAAUAGAAGAGGAAAGGAGACCCAGGAAGGGAGCUUAGAUGUUGUCACAGGUAAUGUCUCAUCGGACGAGUUGUCAGAUGAGGAAAGAGUAGUCAACAAUGAACUUGAUGAGAGAAGGAACCAAGGAAGGAAUUCGGUAACAAUUGGUCAGUGUGAAACUGAUGACCAAAUCCUUGAGCAGUUUAAAUACGAGCUGCAGGAUAUCCUGGUAAGCUAUUCUUGCCUGAUUUUCUUGGGUUGUUUCGAGGCUAUAUACGAGCAAAGGUACAAGAAAUCAUUAGACUAUCGGAGAUUCGGUGUGGAUCAGCUAGAGGAUCUGUUUGAGAAAGUAGGAGAUGUGGUGGAGUUGCAUGAAGAACCAGUGAGCAAGAAGAAGUUCCUAUCCGCAGUUGGUGGUUAGAAAAAGUCCGUGGGGCUGCCUGUUUCUUGUAAGUUGUGAUGUUUUUAAGUUACACUAGGCCAGGUUGAGUAAACUUAUGGUAACUCAGUCUCUCUCCCUGUGUCUGUUCCGUAUUUUUCGAAUUCUUUUACAAUGUUUUCUCAGAGGAUUAUAGAAGAGGCUAAGAGGCUGGGAGCACGUCUUUUUUUCGUUGUGAAUGUGUCCUGCAUGGAUAUGAACUUUUAUUAUAGUAAAUUUCCAUGCAAGACUCAUGACCAGUCACUGUAACUGAUCGCCUAAUACUGGGAGAUCUACAUGUAUAUUAACCCUGUGUUUUAUUUAUAUCUUUUCCUUGUAAUAAAAGUUCAGCAUCAGUGUUGACUUUACUGUGGGAUGUGUUCUUAACUAAGUACUGAUAUUAGCUUGAUC